Messenger RNA from Ornithorhynchus anatinus (platypus), 2136 nucleotides. RefSeq names its product RAB36, member RAS oncogene family (gene RAB36). The transcript has 12 exons. The coding region runs from base 128 to 931 and encodes 267 amino acids. Gene Ontology annotation, molecular function: GTP binding; GTPase activity. The record is from RefSeq and is a predicted model, not a curated record. NCBI's taxonomy places the organism in Eukaryota, Metazoa, Chordata, Mammalia, Monotremata, Ornithorhynchidae.
UCGCCCUCCCCUUCAUCCCCUUUCCAGGCCCCUCUGCGAUCGGGAUUCAAGGAGAGGGGGCGAUUUCCCCCGGGCACAGCGCAGAAAAUCCAGAGGAAGUGGGUGAGUUCAUCGACACACAGCGGGAAUGAAGUCCAACUUUAUGCCCUUGGGACCCCCCGUAAGCCGGGACAGAGUCAUCGCCCACUUCCCCAAGUGGUACACACCUGAGGCCUGCCUCCACUUCAAUGAACACUUUCACGGGCAGGUCAAAAAUGCAUGCCAGCAGAGGAACACUGGGACCGUUGGGUUGAAAGUAUCAAAAGUCGUUGUAGUUGGAGAUCUGUGUGUUGGGAAAACCAGCCUUAUCAACAGGUUUUGUAAAGACACUUUUGACCGAGACUACAAAGCAACGAUAGGAGUGGAUUUUGAAAUCGAAAGAUUUGAAAUAGCUGGAAUACCUUAUAGCCUUCAGAUUUGGGACACAGCAGGGCAAGAAAAAUUCAAGUGCAUCGCAUCCUCUUAUUACAGGGGUGCCCAAGUUAUUAUAACAGCAUUUGAUCUGGCUGAUAUCCAGACCUUGGAACAUACCAAGCAGUGGUUAGAAGAUGCAUUAAGGGAGAACGAGCCAGAUUCCAGCCUUAAAUUUCUAGUUGGAACAAAGAAAGAUUUAUUGUCAGGUGCUGUUUGUGAGAGAACUGAAGCGGAUGCCAUCCGGGUGGCCAGUGAGAUGCAGGCUGAAUACUGGUCAGUUUCAGCCAAGACAGGGGAAAACGUGAAAAAAUUUUUUUUCCGAGUCGCUGCUUUGACAUUUGAGCAAUCCGUGCUGCAGGAACUGGAGAAGAGAGAUAGCUGCCGGACUCAGAUCGGAGAAGGAAACUUCAUCAAAAUAGAAGGGAGCUCAGCGGAGACCCAGGAGAGCAGCGGCCAUGCCAGUCUCGGUUGCUGUUAGCUGGAAACUCAUUGCUGAGAGAGGGAUGCAGAUUGUAUUGAACAGAGGAGAAUCUAAAAGAAAGCAAAUGUCAAGAGAAAAGGAAAAUCAUUUAACGACGGAAAAAUCAAAUCACAAAAAUAUUUAUGAUACUCUGAAGUGGGGUAAUAGACCCUCAUACAAUAAGAACUCCCACGUCGUGGAAAAGAUUCCUUGACGUUACCAAGGAGACGUCCCAGGAGCAGAAUCUGGAGUCCCAAAUCCUCAGCCAGGCCGCUACUGUGUUUUCCCAGGCUUGGAAUGUGCAUUACUGUGCCGGGGAUACACCCCGCCAGCCCUGAGGUGGAGAGCAAGGGCAGCAGAGGGAGAAUGAAGAAGAAGAAGAAGCCAGCCUCGUUACGCCUCUGCUUCUCCCACCCCACCUCCACACGGACAACCCAAACAGCCCACCAAUACUAGCAAACAGGAUGUCUACCAUCUAGGAUCUUUGACCCAUUUCCAGAGAGGAAAUUCAGAGGUAUCUGUUGUACUUCACUGGUUACACUGAAGAACUGAUUUUCUUUAGACAGACCUUUACCCCCAUUUUACUUCUCGUGGCUAAGUAUUCCGGGUCACCCGUCCAUAAGAACAGGCAUCAUGUGUAGGGGUCCACCCGCAGCAAUUUAUAAGUUUCUUUUGGAUUGCUCUGAUUGCUGACGCAGUCCAUUCACUCGAUGCCUAUGGCCGUCCCAGGUACAGCUUUGUAGGUUGGCUUGAUUUCUGAUUUCUGCCUUUUAGACAUCCCGAAGUACUAAAAGAGUUGCACGUUUCUACUGGAAUGGCUCUGAGAAAACGCCUGAGAGAUCGCACAGUUGAGCGUAGUCAGGUUGGGAAAAAAUAACCGUCAAUUUUACCGACCUGACCUUAUCACACAGGACUCCUGCAGCCUCCCUCCUAUGAUCCCUAACGGUCGAUUAGGCUUCAUCAACUUUAUGAAAUCCCUAACACGACUAAUUAACGUUGGUGGCUGGGAAGAGUUUAUCUUUGUAUUAAUACUGGAUCCAGCAAAACUGAAGGCAGGCUAAAUCCUCGCCUUCCAGAAUCAGUCACCUGUGCAGGAGCCAGAAAAAUCAUAUGAUUAAAGCUGGGUCAGUUUCUCACAGCACCUGGAGGAGUUGGCGUGUUUGACGGGGGUGAGGUCAGGGUGAGGUAAAGUAUACUCAGAUAAAGACUCUUGCAAAACUCGA